This is a messenger RNA of Gongylonema pulchrum, 510 nucleotides long. The record is from the annotation of a GenBank genome assembly. NCBI's taxonomy places the organism in Eukaryota, Metazoa, Nematoda, Chromadorea, Rhabditida, Gongylonematidae.
AUGCUCAAGAAGGCUGCUUUGUCUGGACAGUACUUGGAUCUGUGGAAACGGACGCUGUCAACUCUUCCGAAAUUAGAAUUUAUUGAAGUGUCGGGAGACUAUAGGCAGCAUGUUUGCAACGUCAAACUGAAUCGACCAGAUCGAAGAAAUGCGCUGAAUUUGGCUUUCUGGAAGGAAAUUCGAACUGUUUUUGAACAUCUGGCAGCAAAUUCGAAAUGUCGCGCAAUCAUACUAUCCGGAGCAGGAAAGUCAUUUUGUGCUGGAAUCGAUUUGCAAGAUGGAUUAGGGGAGCUCUCAGCGAUUGUUCAAAGUGCUACGCUGGAUGUUGGCCGUAAAUCACUGAAACUUCGUGAGAUGAUUGCCACAUGCCAGGAUGGUUUUACCGCAUUGGAAAGAUGCCCGAAGCCAGUGAUAGCUUCUGUACAUGGCCACUGUUUUGGUGCUGGUGUCAGUUUGGUAGCUUGUGCUGACAUACGAUAUGCUACAAGUGAUGCUGUCUUUUCUAUAAAA